AGUGUCGUUGUCGUAGGAGAGAAUGGUAGUAAUGCGUAUCGCGGCGUAUCGCGCACCCUGAAGGACGUCGUCAUCGUACAGAGAUCGUCCCUAGUACACAGUCCUCUUCUUCUUCCUCGAUCGGGGGCGCCCCCCGGGUUUCGUUUCGUGGCUUCGUCUGUCGAUCGUGAUCGGCGUCAACGAACGGGAGUCCCUCGAUUCGUGAACGAUUCCGUGACCCGUUUCGCGACGAUCUUUUUUUCACCACGGAUGCCCGCGGAGCCUCGAAGACGACGACCUGUUGUUCGUAUCAGUAUCGUAGCUCGUCGCGGUGGUGCCGUGUGAGGUGAACGUAACGGAGGCGACCGGGAAGAAUCGUCAGAAAAUAAAGAAGAGGAAGAAGAGGAGGAUACACCAAGAUGCCCUGUUCAGCAGUGACGCUGUCCCUCGCGACCAUAACCGGUAUCAUUGCCACUGGCCUCCUGGCGAUCGCCUUUUCCACGGACAACUGGCUCUACACGGAGGUCAAGCGCGCCCAAAUCCAGCAAUACGCAGCCAAGCAUGCCGAGCAGAGCCACUUGGUGGAGCAAAUGAACACGAAGUACUAUUACUACACGAGGACGCAAGGUCUCUUCAGGAUAUGCUAUCCCAAAGAACGACCUCCGACUGGCGCUGUUCAAACAUACCUAAGUCCGGUGGAGACGCACUGUAUGAACAUCAACUACUUCAUCCCCGAUGAAGAGAAUCUGACCAAGAGCUUCUCCGACGACGCGAUGACUCGACUUCACAUGGGCAGAUCGGUGAUAGCUCUGUUUAUAGUGGGAUUCGUAGCGAUCUUCACCGCCUUUUGGACGGGCGUGGUGGGUUGUUGGAAGAGAUCGCCCGGAAACAUCACUGCAACCGCGAUUUUGAUGCUGCUGGCGUGCCUCCUGAGCGCCAGCGCCAUGGGACUCUGGCACGGAGUGGAAUACUACGAAAAAGAAAAGAUCGUCGGUGAAGAAUACUACCAACAAUGGAGCAACGUCCUGAAGGACAACUCGCUAAUCUCGUACGACUGGUCGUACGUGGUCGCUUGGGUCGGCGUCGGUUGGUCGUUGGUCAGCGCGAUCUUGUUUAGCGCUGCGGCGAUUUGCUUGAGGGGCGAGAGAAUGCGCGAGGAGGCGAUGAACAUGCAGUACAUCAUGCCUGUGUAUCCUCAGAAACAACAGUACGCGUACGCCGGAUACCCGGCACCUGCAGCGUAUCCAGGACCGUACUAUCACGGAUCGCAAUACGGGCCGUACAAUUAUUGAAAGGAAUCCACGUGAUCGCGCGUCUAUGGAGGAAAGAGUCUCGAGCGCGGACCGUGUACGUGCUCGCAACGAACAAAAUGGAAUCUGGCAAACGACGUUUCCCAUAGGAACGAUACAAAAAAAAAAAAGCAAAAAUCAAGAC
Colletes gigas is the source of this 1413-nucleotide messenger RNA. RefSeq lists its product as uncharacterized. NCBI's taxonomy places the organism in Eukaryota, Metazoa, Arthropoda, Insecta, Hymenoptera, Colletidae. The coding region runs from base 399 to 1271 and encodes 290 amino acids. Gene Ontology annotation, cellular component: membrane. The record is from RefSeq and is a predicted model, not a curated record. The transcript has 8 exons.